This is a messenger RNA of Mucor mucedo, 2069 nucleotides long. RefSeq lists its product as uncharacterized. The coding region runs from base 18 to 1961 and encodes 647 amino acids. The record is from RefSeq and is a predicted model, not a curated record. The transcript is spliced from 5 exons. Lineage: Eukaryota; Fungi; Mucoromycota; Mucoromycetes; Mucorales; Mucoraceae.
UCAAAAACAACAAAAACAUGACUUCAGAAAUUGACACAGAGUUAUGGAAAAAAGCUGCGCAAGACAUUGACUGGUUUGUUGAGCCCACAUCGGUACUUGGCUCACGUCCUGGCCCUAACCCUUAUACUUGGUUUCCCGACGGAAAGCUCAAUACUUGUUAUAAUUGUCUCGAUCGUCAUGUCGCCUCAUUAGGCGAUCAAGCUUGUCUUAUCUGGGACUCUUCUGUUACCAACACCAAGCAGGUAUAUACCUAUCGUCAGGUCCUGGACCGCGUACAAACCUUGGCUGGUGUAUUCCAUUCGUACGGACUUCAUAAAGGUGAUACAGUUUUAAUUUAUAUGCCAAUGGUGCCUGAAGCCGUGUUUGCGUUUUUGGCGUGUGCUAGAUUAGGCGUGGUUCAUAGUGCCGUUUUUGGAGGCUUUGCGCCCAAAGAGCUGGCAAAAAGAAUUGAUGCCUGUAAACCAAAAGUUGUAUUGACUGCAAGCUGCGGCAUUGAACCGAAACGCGUGAUUCCGUAUAAACCACUUCUGGAAGAAGCACUUAGACUGGCCAAUCAUCAUGUACCUAUCCGCCUUUUACUUCAAAGAGAGAGACAGAGAUCAUUGAUGAAUUAUGCGCAAGGCGAUCGUGAUUUUGACCAGGAGAUGGCACGCAUAGAAACAAACGGUAAACAAUUUAAAGGAUGCGUAUCUGUUAAAAGUGAGGACCCUUUAUAUGUUCUUUAUACGAGUGGUACAACGGGUGUACCUAAAGGUGUAGUCAGAACCAACGGUGGGCAUGCUGUGGUUUUGAGAUGGUCGAUUGAUUAUGUGUUCAAUAUCAAGCGAGGUGACACCAUUUUUACAGCCAGCGAUAUCGGAUGGGCAGUGAGUCAUAGUUAUACUGUAUAUGGCCCCAUGCUAAUUGGAGCUACUACUAUCUUAUACGAAGGAAAACCUAUUGCCUCCCCUGACGCUGGCACCUUUUGGCGACUUAUCAGCGACUAUAAGGUCAAAACCAUGUUUACAGCUCCGACAGCUGUACGUGCCAUUGCCAGAGAAGAUCCUCACGCCUUACUCUCGAAACAGUAUGACUUGUCUAGCUUAACAUCUUUAUUCCUGGCGGGAGAGCGAAGUGAUCCAGAAACCUUGAAAUGGUGCCAGAAUCUUGUGCAUAAAACCUGUACGGUGAUCGAUAAUUACUGGAGUACUGAGUUGGGAUCGCCUGUGACAGCUACAUGUGCGGGUCAUUUACAGGAAAAGACACGGGAAGGUGUUAGGUGGGGUUCUGCCGGUAAGCAAGUGCCUGGAUCUCGUAUAUUGGUAUUAAAAGAAGGUACGCUGGAAGAGGCAACGGAAGCCAAUCAAUUUGGUAACAUUGUCUUGAAGUUACCCUUGCCACCUGGUGCAUUUCCUGGAUUGUGGCAGAAUGAAGCAGGAUACAAGUCGAGUUAUUUUGAUAAGUAUCCUGGAUACUUUGAUACAGGUGAUGCAGGAAUGAUUGAUCAGGAUGGAUUUGUACAUAUUAUGUCAAGAACCGAUGAUAUCAUCAAUGUAGCAGGCCACCGCUUAUCCACGGGUACGAUUGAACAGAUCUUAAUUGCGCAUCCGAUGGUGGCCGAGUGUUGUGUAGUGCCUUUACCAGACAAACUGAAAGGACACGUACCAUUGGGUAUUCUCGUACUGACACAUGAAGGUCAAGCUAUGGAGGCCGAUGUGUUAUUUAAAGAACUUGUGCAGGCAACACGGCGAGAUUUAGGCGCUAUUGCGUGCUUUGAAAUAUCCGUGAUUGUGCCCAGAUUACCCAAGACAAGAAGCGGUAAAGUACUUCGACGAAGCAUUCGAGAAAUGGUAGACGGAAAGCAAGUCAAUAUGCCGGCUACAAUUGAAGAUGAAGAUACCCUCUAUGAGAUCUAUGAUAUCUUAUCCAAACGCCAAUUAAUUCCUUUAGAUUCUCCAUUGCUUUUAAAGGCAAAGUUGUAAACUAGUGCUUUUUCAAUUAAAACUCAUUUUUUCUAUCUUUCUUCAUAUCUUUUUUUUUGUUUUGAUUUACCACAAAUAAAUUUGUUGUUAUUGCCUCUUCUCUCCUGA